AUGUCCUUCCACGUCCUGCCGUUGCUACUGCUGCUGCAUCUAGUUGCCCGUCUCCCGGCGUCGACGCCGGCGCCGGCGGUGGUUACCCACCUGCCAGGAUUCGAUGGCCCUCUGCCCUUCCACCUCGAAACAGGGUACGUGGGCGUGGAGGAGGAGACCGGGACGGAGCUCUUCUACUACUUCGUGGAGUCGGAGAGGAGCCCCGGCACCGACCCCGUCAUCCUGUGGCUCACCGGCGGCCCCCGCUGCUCGGGCUUCUGCGGCAUGGUCUUCCAAGUCGGUCCUAUAAACUUUGUGGUGGCACCGUAUAACGGUAGCUUGCCGCAGCUUGUCUAUAACCCCUAUUCAUGGUCCAAGAUUGCAAGCAUCAUCUUUUUGGAUACUCCCGUUGGCGCUGGAUUCUCGUAUGCUCAUGAUCCCAAAGGUUACGAUGUUGGAGACAUAUCGUCUUCUUGGCAAGUUGUCACAUUUCUGGACAAGUGGUUCAGCGAUCACCCACGCUAUGCUUCAAAUCCUUUUUACAUUGGAGGAACUUCAUAUGCUGGAAAGGUUGUUCCACUUAUUGCACAAUACAUUUCACAAGGAAACGAACAAAGAAGGCAAGAUGAGAUUAAUCUCAAGGGCUAUUUAGUUGGCAACCCUAUUACAGGCUUAAGGUUUGAUGAUUUCAAUUCCAGAAUACCAUAUGGUCAUGGUGUUGGAAUCAUUUCUGAUCAACUAUAUGAGGCUGCAAUGGAGAAUUGUGAAGGUAACUAUGUAAGCCCAAUGAAUAAAAUGUGCGCUGUGGUUAUAAAUACCAUUGAAAAUCUCAUUUCUGAACUGUACGAAGAAUAUAUCUUGGGUGAUAGAUGUGUACAUGAUGCACCAAAACCUGUGAAGAAUGAUACUUCAAGAAAUAGGUUUCUGUCAGAAGAACAAUUUCAGCUAAGCAAAUCAUCUCCUCAUCCUACUAUCAAUUGUUUCAAUUACCGGUACUACCUGUCUAACAUUUGGGCAAAUGAUCACAGGACUAGAGAUGCUCUUAGGAUCAAGAAGGGAAAAAAUAUCUUCCUCAAAGAAUGCCUACAUAGUAAGGGAACCAUUGGCACGUGGGUAAGAUGCAUCAAAGGAUUCCCCUAUGCGUACGACGUUCCAAGUAGCAUAGAGUAUCAGUUCAACCUCACCACCAGGGGUUACCGUGCGCUUGUGUUCAGGUGA
Triticum turgidum subsp. durum (durum wheat) is the source of this 1197-nucleotide messenger RNA. Lineage: Eukaryota; Viridiplantae; Streptophyta; Magnoliopsida; Poales; Poaceae. The record is from the annotation of a GenBank genome assembly.